This is a messenger RNA of Effrenium voratum, 3282 nucleotides long. The record is from the annotation of a GenBank genome assembly. NCBI's taxonomy places the organism in Eukaryota, Dinophyceae, Suessiales, Symbiodiniaceae.
AUGGCCCGCCACGCUGUGCGCAGCGUUAUUCCACCCCCUGCCGCCGGUUGCUUCGAUGCAGUGGUGCUGGGGUCGGGUGUAUCCACGGCUGCGCCCCAACUCAGCCACGUCCUUCUCGGGCAAUGUGAAAAUGCUACCCGAGCUAUCCGGAAAGAUGGCAGGACGGUUUGCGAGGAAGCCUUUCAGAACAAGUCCUCGAAAAAUCGUCGCUUUAAUGUCUCCCUUUUGGUGAGAUAUGCGCCUUCUGAUGGAAGCAGAGUGCGGCAUGUCAUGGUAGAUGCCGGGAAGACGAUGCGAGAGGCCGCGCUGGCCUCUCUGCCCUUCUUUGGGGUCAGAACGAUUGACAGCUUGCUGUUGACGCACGACCAUGCAGACGCAAUCAUGGGCAUGGACGACCUGCGGGACCUGCAGGUGAUUGAGAAGGUCUUCGAAGGAGGAGAACACAUUGGGCACCAGCUGGAAAACGGGGAUGGGCCUAUGCAGAUCAUCUCUAACAAGAUGACGAUCGAUCGCGUUCGCGAAGCUUUCCCGUACCUGCACACCAAGCCUGAGUUUGUUCGUCCUGGCAUCCUUCGGCGUCGAAUCGCUUACUUGCAAUUCAAGGAGGUCUCCAAUGAGGAGGCCCUAGAAGUUUGCGGCCUGCCGGUGCGCCUCUUUCCCGUUUGGCACGGCGGCACCUACGUCUCGCUGGGCUUCGCCUUUGGCCUGCGGAAGGACGGCUAUCCUUUGGUGUAUAUUUCAGAUGUCAAGGAAGUGCCUCCAAAGACGAUGGCAUUUCUGGAGACCGCCGCUGCAGACGGGAUCUCCCUGCUUUUGCUGGAUGCGCUGAACCGGACUGGGCAUCCUACACAUAUGUCGUUGGACGAUGCUCUGGCGCUGGUGCGGAGAUUGAGACCUGCAAGGACAUUGCUGAUAGGAAUGGACUCCUGCGCCGUCGGCGAUCACGAAGAGGUGAAUGAGGAGCUCAGAGCCCUUCUUCGAACGGAAGGAUUGGACGUCCAGCUCGCCUACGAUGGGCAGCACUUGCCGGAAUUCCCGGCCAGGCUGGCCACGCGGGAUUUACUCGCUGAUGCCUUCUCCUUCUGCACCAGCCCGGACGUGCGGCACGUGCGCACCACAGCCGACCCCCCGAUGGCGCCAGAGGAGUCGCUGAAGAUGCUGAAGGAGGGCAACCGCCGCUUCGUGGACGGCCGUCCGCUGGGUGCGCGCACCAAGGACGCGGCAAGGCGGCAGCUGGUGGAUCAGGGUCAGGCGCCGCACACGGCCAUCAUCGGCUGUGCCGACUCCCGUGCUCCAUUGGAGACGAUCUUCGACGCCAUGCCAGGGGACCUCUUCGUGCUGCGCAACGCCGGGAACACCUGCACGCAUGCCGAGGGCAGCAUGGUGGGCAGCUUGGAGUUUGCUACGGGCAAGCUGGGCAGCCGCCUGAUCCUGGUUCUUGGACACACCAACUGCGGCGCCAUCGCCGGUGCGACCAAAACGUAUUUGGAGGCCAAGGUGCCUCAGAAGGCCGGCUCCGCGCUGCAAGGCCUGCUGCAGGACCUCGGCGCCGUGGCCGAGCAGGCGGUGCAGGAGGCCGGCCCCGGUGCCAGCGCCGACGAGGUGACCGCCCGCGCCGUCAAGGUGAACGUCUACCACACCAUGAGCUUCCUGCUGCGCUUCAGCGAGUCCAUCCGCUCGGCGGUGCGCGAGGGCACUGUGCAGAUCCAGGGGGGCAUCUACAACCUGGAGACGGGUUCCGUGGACUUCCUUGGCGCCUUGCCCACGCAAACGGAGCUGCUUGACUCCACGAUGGCCAUCCCCCCGUCCAUGGUGGAGGCUGGGGAGGCCCGCGGAAAGCAUGGCGUGCGCACGGGCGCCGACAGCGCGGUGCCCAAAGACGUGGCGCUGAAGAUGCUGAAGGCAGGCAACGAGCGCUUUGCCGCUGGUGCUCCCACGGCGACGCAGACCUCAGGCCCUAUGAGGAAGGCUUUGGUGCAGUGUGGCCAGGCACCCCACAGCGCCAUCCUGGGUUGCGCAGACUCUCGGGUGCCUGUGGACACCGUGUUCGAUGCUAUGCCAGGCGAACUUUUCGUGCUGCGCAACGCCGGGAACACCUGCACGCAUGCCGAGGGCAGCAUGGUGGGCAGCUUGGAAUUUUGCACCGGCAAGCUGGGCAGCCGCCUGAUCCUUGUGCUCGGACACACAAAGUGCGGCGCCAUCGCCGGUGCCACGCAGACCUUCCAGGCCGGCGGUGAGAACGCCCCCGGCUCUGCGCUGGAAGGCCUGCUGCAGGGCUUGUCCAGUGUGGCCAAGGACGCCAGCGAGGAGCUUGGCCCUGGUGCGUUGCAGGAGGAACUGGCCGCACAUACCACCAAGGUCAACGUCUUUUCGUCCAUGAACUUUUUGCUGAAGUAUUCGGAGCCCAUCAGGGAGCUGGUGCGCAAGGGCGACUUGGACAUCCAAGGCGGCAUCUACCACCUGGAGACGGGCCGCGUGGAGUUCUUGGGCCGCUCACCCCAGCAGGCAGAGCUGCUCGCCGCUGAGGGCACGCUGCCGCCGUCCAUGGCUUUGGGCACAGUGCGGACCACCUCCGACGGGCCCAUGGCGCCCCAGGCCGCGCUGAAGCUGUUGAAGGUGGGCAACGAGCGCUUCGUGGUGGGUGCGCCGAAGGCUGGCAAGGUGCACAGCAGCAUGCGCGAGACCCUGGCCACGGGGCAAGCGCCCCACACAGCGCUGGUGGGCUGUGCGGAUUCUCGUGUCCCCUUGGAGACCGUCUUCGACGCAUUGCCCGGGGACCUCUUUGUUCUUCGCAAUGCCGGCAACACCUGCACACAUGCGGAGGGCAGUGUCUUGGGCAGCUUGGAGUUCUGCACCGGCCCGCUGAAGACUCGGCUCAUCUUCGUGUUGGGCCACACCAGCUGUGGUGCUAUCAAGGGCGCCACCUCCACUUUCCUGUCCGGGCAGAAGACGAAGGCGCCUCAGGCGCUGGAUGCCUUGUUGCAAGGCCUGGGCUCCGUGGUCUCCGACGCUCAAAAGGAGUUGGGCAAGAAGGCGACCGAGGAGCAGGUUGCCGCCCACGCAGUGAAGCUCAACGUCUUCCACACCAUGAACUUCAUGUUGAAGUACAGCGAGCCGAUCCGCCAGAAGGUCCGCAGCGGUGAGCUGGAGAUCCAGGGCGGCGUGUACGACCUGCAGACCGGCCGUGUGGAGUUCCUGGGAGCCAGCCCUUCCCAGGCCAAGCUGGUGGCGGCGGAGGGUGCCGUGGCUCCUUCCCUCAAGAGCAAGAUGCAAGGAGCGUAG